This is a messenger RNA of Rotaria sp. Silwood2, 1653 nucleotides long. NCBI's taxonomy places the organism in Eukaryota, Metazoa, Rotifera, Eurotatoria, Philodinida, Philodinidae. The record is from the annotation of a GenBank genome assembly.
AUGGACCAAUUGGUAAGUUUUCUACGAUUGAAUUUAUAUCAAUUUAUUAAUAUUCUAUUAGCUGCUGUUCGUAUUGGUUCCAUUGAUGGACAAUUUAUUAUGAAUCCUACUCGUCAACAAAUGCAAAAAAGUGAUCUUAAUCUAGUUGUAUCAGUUAAUCCUAAAGGACAUCUUGUAAUGAUUGAUGCAUCAGCAAAUCGUUUAUCUGAUGAAAAAUUUUUUUCUGCACUUGAAUAUAGUAUUGAAUGUUGUCUUCCAAUAAUUGAUCAAAUAAAAAAUCUUUCAAAUAAAACAAAACGUACAAAUAUUGAAUUACAAAAAUUUGAUAAUACUUUAGUUGAUAAAAUUACAAUAUUAUGUUAUGAUCGUAUUCUAAAAGUUUUUACUAAUUUUACACUUGAUAAAAUUGCUCGUGAUACAGCCAUAACAGCUAUACGUCAAGAUAUUCUUAAUGAAUUAUUAUUAAAAGAAGAAAUAUCAUUAACGAAUCUAUCAGAUACAUUUACAUAUGUUGUUAAAAAAAUAUUUCGUAAUUUAAUAUUUGAAAAAUCACAUCGAUGUGAUGGUCGUUCAUUUGAUCAAUUACGUUCAAUUAAUUGUAAAAUUAAUUUAUAUCAACCAUUACAUGGUUCAGCUUUAUUUCAACGUGGUCAAACACAAGUAUUAUGUACAGUUGCAUUUGAUGCACUUGAUUCACAAUAUCGUAAUAAUGAUUUUGUAUGGAGAACAGGAUAUAAACGUAAACCAUUUAUUCUUCAUUAUGAAUUUCCACCUUAUGCAACAAAUGAAAUUGGUCGAGCAUAUGGACGAGCUGAUCGAAGAGAAUUAGGUCAUGGAGCUUUAGCAGAAAAAGCUGUUGAACCAAUUGUACCUAAUGAACUGCCAUUUAUGAUUAGAUUAACAUCAGAAGUAUUAGAAUCUAAUGGAUCAUCAUCAAUGGCUACUGUAUGUGCCGCAAGUUUAGCACUUAUGGAAGCAGGUGUACAAAUCCAUGAACCUGUUGCUGGUGUUGCUAUUGGGUUAGUUUCAAAAUGUGUUGAUGAUGGUACAGUUACUGAUUAUCGCAUAUUAACUGAUAUUCUUGGUAUUGAAGAUUAUAUGGGUGAUACUGAUUUUAAAGUAGCUGGAACACGAAAUAGUAUAACAGCAUUACAAGCUGAUAUAAAACAUAUGGAAGGAUUGCCAUUGAAUAUAGUUAAAGACGCACUUCGAGCUGCACGAGAUGCUCGUUGUAAAAUAAUUGAUAUUAUGAAUAAAACAAUAAGUGAACCACGAAAAACUAAAAAACAGAAUACACCGGAAUUAGAAACAUUAACUAUACCAAGUCAUAAACGUGGUCGAUUUCUUGGUAUUGGUGGUUUAAAUUUAAAGAAAAUUUUAACACAAACUGGCGUAACAAUAUUACCAAUUGAUGAAAUUACUUAUUCAAUAUUUGCACCAAAUAAAGAUGCUUUAAAUGAAGCAAAACAAAUUAUCGAUAAACUUUUAGAAGAAAUGAAAGAACCAGAACUUGAAUUCGGUGGAAUUUAUACAGCUAAAAUUGUUGAAAUACGUCCUAAUGGUGUUCUUAUACAAUUAUAUCCAACAAUGCCACCUGUUCUUUUACCAAAUUCACAACUUGAUCGACGAAAAGUAAGGCAUACACUUUAUUAA